Molecule: messenger RNA, 1284 nt
Organism: Asparagus officinalis (garden asparagus)
Lineage: Eukaryota; Viridiplantae; Streptophyta; Magnoliopsida; Asparagales; Asparagaceae
Exons: 8
Coding region: 74-913 (279 amino acids)
Source: RefSeq, a predicted model, not a curated record
UAUAUCAGUUCGGUUGUUCGAACACAAACUCAACUGAGAAAUCUGCGAUAAACCCCAAAACCCCAACAAAACAAUGCUAGCUCAAUGGAAUUACUUCGCCACUCCUCUUCCUUCAAAUCUUUUAACACCAAAAUCAAAAACCCACCACAGAAAUAGACCUCUAAGUUUAAUCCAGUGCUCGAGUCAACCAAAUGAAGCGAUGAGCUCAGGAACUAGCGCGAGGGAACGAAGGCUUCUCAGAGUUAGAGAAGAGAAGCGCAAGAGGGAGUAUGAUCGUAUUCACAAGUAUCCACAAUGGGCUAAGGUUUUAGAAGAUGCAUGCAGAGAUGAUGCAGAGCUUCGUGCAGUUCUUGGGGAUAGUAUUGGUAAACCAGAGCUCAUGAGGAAAAGGGUCGAGGAAAGGGUUCAAAGAAAAGGCAGAGACUUCCACAAGUCAAAAACAGGAUCUGUUCUUGCAUUUAAAGUUAGCUUCAGAGACUUUAACCCUAUAGAUUCCUUUAUAUGGUUUGAGCUUUAUGGUGCCCCAUCAGACCGUGAUGUUGACCUUCUUGGUAGUGUAAUUCAGUCAUGGUAUGUUAUGGGGCGCUUGGGUGCAUAUAACUCCUCAAAUCUACAGUUGGGAAACUCUUCUAUGGAUUACAAUCCUACUUAUGAUUCUGAUAAAGCUGCUACGGUAAUGCCCUCUUCUUUCCAUGAUAUAAGCAAUGUGGAAUUCCAAGAUAAUUGGGGUCGGAUUUGGGUGGACCUUGGAACAUCUGAUUUCUUUGCUAUUGAUGUAUUGCUCAACUGUUUGACCGUCUUGAGCUCAGAAUAUUUAGGCAUUCAACAGGUUGUCUUUGGUGGCCGCCGCAUGGGUGACUGGGAAGAAGGCAUGACGAGUUCCGAAGAUGGUUACAAGCACUUCAAGAUCUGAGAAUCCACAUCAUGUUCAAAUCCUGAUGAGUGUUUACAAGUCACCCUUGCUUUCUACUACUUAACAUGAGAACAACUAUAAAGAAAUGUAGAAGAUGAGCAUACAGUGUUCCCAAGAAUACUUCUUACAGAGCAACAUAUAUACAAGAGAGAGAGUUUUUCCUAUGAUCGGAGGAUUGCUGCCAAAAUUAUCGACAUUCUGAUGAGGAAGUUUUUCACUGCAUAAAGUACAUUUGGCAAGGGAGGACCCAGAAUUUUGAUUUUUUUUCUCCCUGUAAGCUUGUACUCCUUCAAAGUGCCCCUUUGUGAGUGAUUAAAAGUUCGUCAGUAUAAUCCUGUGGAGAGAAUAGCAAUAUAUAUAUAUAUAUAUGA